Molecule: messenger RNA, 2492 nt
Organism: Cuscuta epithymum
Lineage: Eukaryota; Viridiplantae; Streptophyta; Magnoliopsida; Solanales; Convolvulaceae
Source: the annotation of a GenBank genome assembly
GGAUAUUUAGUAAUUGAUUUUGGUUUUUCUCUUUCCCAUGUAUAUGGCCGAGGCAAAUGAGAAAGGAAAAAGGAACUCCAGUUUGUGGAAAGGCUUUCACCUUCUGCAUUCAGAACCUUUUUUCCCCCUAGGAUGAUCAGGACAUCAUUAACAGUAAUUAGUGGACAAUGGAUAUCAGGCGGCAUUAUGCGUUUGGGACUGUUAAACAAGCCGGGAACACAUCAAUUGUAUGCCAAAACCCAAAUAAGAGUGCCCCUAAAGGGAUAUGGCUGGGUUAUGAGAGCCCUUUACAGUACACCGCCCCUCUCUUCAUGACCCAGCUCACCCUUGUUUCCUUAGCAUGUUUGCUCAUUAUGUACGCCCUCCGCCCUAUGCGUCAACCCUCUAUUGUUCCCCAAGUCCUCAGUGGCAUACUUUUGGGUCCAUCAAUCUUGGGACAAUUUGAGUUCUUCCAGCAAACGUUUUUCCCAAGGAGGAGCCUCAUGAUAUUUGAGACGAUCGCCGGAUUCGGAGUUGUGAUCUUCCUCUUCGGAGUUGGGGUGGAGAUGGAGACCAAACGGAUGUUCAGACCGACCCGAACCGCUGCAGCCUUAGGCAUUCUUGUGAUAGUGGGUUCUUGUUCAUUCAUGAUCCCCCUAUCCAUAUUGUUGACUCGUUUUGUCCAAAUGGAUCCCAGCCUAAAAAUCACCCUCCCCUUCAUAGCAGCGUCCCAAUGCACGUCCGCAUUUCCCAGUGUCUGCCCUUUCCUCAAAGACCGCAAAAUCAUCAACACGGAUCCGGGUCGGAUUGCCAUAUCUGUGUCCCUGUUUUCUGAGGUUCUUGGGAUGACAUUGGCCAUACUGAACUACUCCUUCCAACCACUUUUACAGAACCGGGUCGGCCACCCAUUUUUGAACUCCAUCGGGGGACUCUUGUGUGUACUCUCUUUUAUCUUUGUCUUGGUCUUUGCGAUUCGCCCUAUAAUUGUAAGGCUUCUGAUCCGCCUUCCACAAGGGAAGCCAGUAGGGGAGUCUUGUGUGAUGUGUUUUUUCAUAUUUUUCCUAGUGUGCGGGUUGUUCACUGAGGCUAUCGGUCAGCAUUUCGCUGUCGGAGCAUUGUCGGCAGGCAUAGUCAUCCCUCCGGGUCCACCCCUGGGUGCAACCAUAAUAAAGAGGUUGGAGUAUCCCAUUGCAAUGUUCUCCUACCCGACGUUUCUAGCUGCCAGCGGACUGAAAACGAACAUUUUCUUUAUCCAGCCUAGGACCUUGUUGGUUGUAUCUAUUGUGGUGGCUUUCGCAGCCUUAUGUAAGGUUGUUAUAGUGAUGGUCAUGGGUAGGUUCAUGGCUAUAAACAUUACAGAUUCGGUUAUCAUUGGCCUUAUGCUAAACGCAAAAGGACCGACUGAGCUUAUCCUAUUCAACCUCUGGAAGGACAUUAAGGUUCUCAACGAUGAGGAAUUCGCCGUAGCCGUGGCGGUCUGUGUGGUGGGAGUCAUGGUGGUGCAAACACCGUUGAUAUGGUUGUUGCUGAAAUCUGUGAGCCAGAGAACUCCUUUCAAGAGGAGAACAAUACAACACCUCAAAAGGGACAUGGAGCUAAGGAUACUAGUAGCCAUCCAAGAUCAAGAAAUUGUUCCUUCCAUCGUGAACAUCCUAGAAGCUUCUAAUGCGUCCCAUGAGAGUCCGAUUGCCGUCAUAGCUCUCAUCCUCGUUGAACUCGUAGGACAGGCAGCUCCGAUCCUCAUCGCCCACCAAUCAUCCCACCGGAAUCUCCAUGUGGACACUUCCUCCUCCACACAGAUCAUUAAUGCCCUGAGACAGUACGAGUUUAGCAACGAGUCCAACGUGACCGUCCAGCCCUACACGGCCGUGUCACAUCCGGAUAUCAUGCAUGAUGAUAUUUGUAGGCUGGCAGUUGACCAAAAUGCCACAGUUUUGAUCCUCCCGUUUCAUAAGCGUUGGGCAAUAGACGGGUCUAUCGGAACAGUAAACAGGGCUGUGCAACAUAUGAACUGCAAGGUCAUGGAAAAGGCCCCUUGCACUGUUGCAAUCCUGGUGGAUAGAGGAAUUUUAACCGGUUCCUUGACCAUUAUAAACAACCAAUCCAUGUACAAUGUGGCAAUGAUCUACAUUGGCGGCACUGAUGAUGCAGAGGCGUUAUGCUAUGGUGCACGAAUGGCCAGGCACAAUAAUGUGAAUCUGACCGUUCUCCGGUUUCUCUUAUUCGGGAAUGAUAAUGCCCGGGAGAGAAGAUUUGACAACGACAUUAUAGAAGCUGCUCGUUAUGCUAACAUUGGGAACCAGCACUUUAAGUACCACGAACAUGUGGUCAGGGAUGGGGAAGGAUUCGUGGCUUCGCUUAGGAGCAUGGAGGAUGUCUUUGAUUUGUUGUUGGUGGGGAGGUCCCACCAGGAUUCUCCACUGUUAGAGGGGAUUGGGGCAUGGAUGGAAUGCCCAGAGCUCGGGGCGGUCGGGGACUUUUUGGCAUCAUCAGAUUUCAGUAGCACUGCAUCA